AUGGCCACAGCUUCUGCAUUCACAGAAGUGCAACAGGAUACUACAUGCUCCAUCUGCCUGGAUUAUCUGAAGGUCCCCGUGACUGUGGACUGUGGCCACAACUUCUGUCACAGCUGCAUCACAGGCUACUGUUCGUCCUGGGAACAGAUGGGGGAGGACCCGACCUGUCCCAAUUGCAGAAACUCCAUCUGGAAAGAGAACUUCCGGCCGAACUGGCAGCUGGCAAAUAUCGUAGAAAAAAUUAAACUCCUGCAGCAAAAGCAGAAAAACGCAGACCUGUGUGAGAAACACAAGGAAAGGCUGGACCUGUUUUGCAAGGAAGAUGAUAAGCUGGUCUGCUGGAAGUGCAGGCGCUCCCCAGUGCAUAAAGCACACACCGUGCUUCCCAAGGAAGAGGCUACUGAGGAAUACAAGGAUCUGCUGCAUUGUCAGCUGGAGAGUCUCAAGAAGGAGAAAAGAAAAGUUAAAGAACAUAAAGCAGAGGCAAAACGGGAAAGCCAGGAGUUGCUCAGGCAAAUAAAAGCAGAAUCGGAAAAAACAGUGGAUCAGUUGAGAAAAGUGCGGCACUUUUUGGAAGAACAAGAGAAGUUUUGGCUGGCCCAGGUGGAAGAGGUGGAGAAGAGGAUUAGAAGGGAAAGGGAGGCGUACCUGGCCACGCUCUCCGGAGAACUCUCCUCUCUUGAGCAGAUCAUCAAGGACAUGGAAAAGAAGAGUAGGCAGCCAGAGAGUGAACUCCUGAAGGAUCCGAAAGGCACUUUGCAACGGAGUAAAAAGACCUUGGAGAAUUCAGUGGCUGUCCCUCUACAGCUGAAGUUCAGGAUCUCUGACUUCUGCGAUAUAAAUUACUUUGUGGAGGGAGCCAUCAAGCAAUUCAAAGCUGCCAAUGUGACCCUGAAUCCACACACGGCUCAUCCCAAACUCGUCCUGUCUGAAGAUCGGAAAAUCGUGAGGAUAGAAGAGAGGCCACAAAAGCUGCCCAACAAUCAGGAGAGAUUCGACAAACAGCAGUUUGUGCUGGGACAGGAGGGAUUUGCAGAAGGAAAACAUUUCUGGGAAGUCCAUGUGGGAAGUGGGGGAGACUGGGCUGUGGGGGUCGCCCGGAAGUCCAUGAGGAGAAAGGGCCGGGUGGAACUAUGCCCUGAACAAGGAAUCUGGGCUGUCCGGUACUAUGCAGGGGCACCGUUGGCUUGGCGACCUGGCCGUUAUUUGAAAGGCACGUACUGGGCGGCGCACGCCCCUAAUUCCUAUUCUCUGUCCGUGAGUGGGGAGCUGAAGAGGAUCCAGGUGUGUCUGAGCUGUGAUGGGGGGCAGGUGGCCUUUUAUGAUGCUGACCAAGGUACCCUCAUCCACACCUUCUCUGGGGUCUCGUUUUCUGGAGAAACCCUUUUGCCCUUUUUUUAUAUUUGCAAAAAAGGCUACCUCAGGAUUUCUCCGUAA
Varanus komodoensis (Komodo dragon) is the source of this 1437-nucleotide messenger RNA. Its product is annotated as E3 ubiquitin-protein ligase TRIM7-like. Lineage: Eukaryota; Metazoa; Chordata; Lepidosauria; Squamata; Varanidae. Bases 1 to 1437 code for a protein of 478 amino acids. Gene Ontology annotation, molecular function: zinc ion binding; protein binding. The transcript is spliced from 6 exons. The record is from RefSeq and is a predicted model, not a curated record.